Arabidopsis lyrata subsp. lyrata is the source of this 402-nucleotide messenger RNA. RefSeq names its product putative defensin-like protein 258. The record is from RefSeq and is a predicted model, not a curated record. The transcript is spliced from 2 exons. NCBI's taxonomy places the organism in Eukaryota, Viridiplantae, Streptophyta, Magnoliopsida, Brassicales, Brassicaceae. Bases 83 to 337 code for a protein of 84 amino acids.
CUACGACGAAAUAGCAUUAUAGCUAGCAACCUUUCACAAGACAAAAUAAAAUUAUUUCAAAAUUCGAAAUAUUUUUUGGAAAAUGAUGAACGUUUCUCUCAAACUGUCACUCUUGAUUUUCAUUUUGGUCAUCACAUCUAAUAUUGGAUCAGAAGCAAGAGAGCUAACCGGAGUUGAUAAGAAACUCGAAGUUGCUACCGGAAGUUCAAAUUACGGCGGCACUGCCAGGACCUUGGUGGCCCGACCUUGCAAAAGGGAUGUUGAUUGUAACCGUCAAUGUCCCAGAAUCCAAGGAGGAGAAUGCAAUCAUCGCCAUGGCACAUGUGAUUGUUUCUAAUUGUAUUAAUCGCAUUGUAAUCUAUUUUUAUCAAUAAAAAUUUAUCUAUCAAUUUUCAGAUUUUA